UCCUCGUGCCGAGCAUCAGAGCGGAAUGCGCUCGCCUUUCAUACUCAUGUAGAGAGAGACCUUAUCUGGGAAAGAAGAAAUGUGCACGAGCCAUUGGCACCCAUGUGCCCCUUUUGCAAGUCACAUUUGGCAUUAGACACAAAAUCACACAUACCGCCACUUGAAUUGCACGUAACGAACAGGUGAAGUUGUCCAAAUCAUUCCCACAAUAGAAAACUAUGGUCAUGGCCGUCCAAGAGCAAACGGCGUCGCAGCGCGCUCCGGUUCGCGUCGGAUUUUAUGAUAUCGAGCGCACGCUGGGCAAAGGCAAUUUUGCAGUUGUGAAGCUGGCGAGACAUCGCAUCACCAAAUCAGAGGUGGCCAUUAAGAUCAUCGACAAAACCCAGCUGGAUGCUGUGAACCUGGAGAAGAUCUACAGAGAGGUAGAAAUCAUGAAGUUGUUGGACCAUCCACACAUCAUCAAGCUUUACCAGGUCAUGGAGACCAAAAACAUGCUUUAUCUUGUCACAGAAUAUGCCAGGAACGGUGAGAUAUUUGACUACCUGGCCAGCCGCGGGCGGCUCAGCGAGAUUGACGCGAGGAGGAAGUUCUGGCAGAUCCUCUCAGCGGUGGAGUUCUGCCACGAGCGCAACAUUGUUCACAGGGACCUGAAGGCCGAAAACUUGUUACUGGAUGCGCACAUGAAUAUCAAGAUAGCAGAUUUUGGCUUUGGUAAUUUCUUCCGUCCCGGUGAGCCUUUGACCACGUGGUGUGGCAGCCCCCCGUAUGCGGCACCAGAAGUGUUUGAGGGACAGCAAUACGAGGGUCCGCAACUCGACAUCUGGAGCAUGGGGGUGGUUUUGUAUGUGUUGGUGUGUGGCGCUCUUCCAUUCGACGGCCCCAGUCUUCCUGUCCUCAGACAGAGGGUCUUGGAGGGCCGUUUCCGCAUCCCCUACUUCAUGAGCGAAGACUGUGAGCAUCUGAUCAGAAAGAUGUUAGUUUUGGAUCCAGCCAAGCGCUUGUCCCUGAGUCAGAUCAAAGAGCACCGCUGGAUGGUGCAGGAGGUCCCGUCUCAGAGACCUGUGCUGUACAGACAAGGCCUGCCCAGCGAUAGUAAAACAGGCUUGGGUGAACACAGCGAGCAAGUGCUCAGACUCAUGCACAGCCUCGGCAUUGACCAGCAGAAGACCAUUGAGUCUCUCCAGAACAAAAGCUAUAACCACUUUGCUGCUAUCUACUACCUGCUUGUGGAGCGCUUGAAAGCGCAUCGCAGCAGUUUCCCUGUGGAACAGCGUUUGCACGCCAGCCAGCGCCGCCCUAGCACCGUCGCUGAGCAGACUGUUGUCAAGACAAACGCAGUUCAAUCUCAAGUAGGCACCCAUUCACAGACUUCACAUCACCUGCGUUCUCCUGUCCUGCUGCAGUCCGCCACAGAUACGUUUACUUUCCCACAAACCCCUGCUUUAGACCAGACCCUCAUGGAGGAAGAUGUGGGCAUUCCCAAGGUGAACGGGUACCUACUGGACCCGCUCCCGCCGGUCAUCGCCCGCAAAGUCAGCAGCUCUCUGCCUGGUAACGUUAUGGAGACGUCCAUUGACGAGGGUAUCGAGGCAGAGGAGGAGCACGCUGUGCCUCUCACCGCCUUUAAUGCUGCUCGCUUUAGUCAACGAAGGCAUACUCUGUCUGAGGUCACCAACCAACCGCCUGUGCUGCCCAUCACAGGUCUUAACCCAUCCCUGGGCAGUAUGGACUCAGAAUACAGCAUGGGUUCAACUCAAAGUGACUUCAGCUUGCCUGAGGAGAAUUCGGCUGUAAAAGAUCCAUUAAACUCUACACCUGCCAGCUCCACCGCUCCUGUCUUCCUCAACAUGAAGCCACCUGACCCAACCCUACAGAUGACCAAUCCAGAAGGGCAGGAUGCUCAUAAUCCUUCACUAGUCAGUUUUAGAGAGGGGCGCCGGGCAUCUGAUACAUCCCUUACACAAGGUUUAGGGGCAUUUAGGCAGCACCUCCAGAACCUUGCCAGAACCAAGGGCAUCCUGGAGUUAAACAAAGCCCAGAUCGUGUUAGGCGAUGCUGGAGGAAAUACAAAUGUCGUCAUUAACACGCAGGAGCUACUAGACCCCCAUCAUCCAUACAGUCACCAGGGUGACGGACGCCAAUGUCCAAGUGGAAAAGAUUCAACAGUGUUCGCUGGUAAGAUGCACCCUUAUAUGCUGUCCAGAAGGCAGAGUUUGGAGACCCAGUACCUCGCUCAGAGACUACAGAGGGCCAGUCAGUUGUCUAGUGGUCUUGGAAGUGGUCAGGCAUUUUGUAAAGAGGCUGCACCACGCACUUUGGAGCAACAACUACAAGAGCACAGACUACAGCAGAAACGGCUCUAUCUCCAGAAGCAGUCUCAGGUCCAGGCCUAUUUCCACCAGAUGCAGCUGGCAGAGGAUCCUUACCCCCCUCCUCAAGAUCCCCCUUCUUUCACAAGGACCCAGACCCUAACCCCCUUUCUGGAGCCCAGCACCAAAUCAGCCCCCUACUCGGACUGGCCUCCGGCACUUCCACCCAAAUCUUCAGACGGCCACACACGCUAUACACCGUCCCUCCCUCCGGAGCCUCUUUAUGCGUGGAGUCCCACCCAUCCAGGCCUCCCACCAGGUAAAGCGGAGUCUCCAUCACCCCAGCCCGCUCCAGAGGUUCCCUUGUUGGACUGUGAGAUGGAGACCGCAGAGGGCCCGCAAGGCUGUGUACUCGUCAACUAAAUGUUUAUUGGUUAAAUAAGCCACUCUGAGGCUGGAUCUCAGGCACGACUCAUUUUAGGGAAGUAUUGAUGGAAGAAAACCUUCAGGGUCAAUAAGGAUGCCAUGGUUCGUGUUCAGCUACAUAUAAACCUCCAGACCUUACCAUCUCGUGCACUUGGUCCUGUGGUAGGCCAUUACAGACCUUCUGUUUAAAAAGUUAUUUGAGAUGUGUUAGUGUCUUGAAAAUGCGUUCGGUAAGCACAAAUAAAACAGUGCAGCUACCUUAGAGUUUCGAUCAGUAUUAAAGCAAUAUUCCUUUUUUCCUGUAAUACUUUCAAGCUCAACGAGUUUCAGUGUUUUUAUAUUUCAUCCUUAAAUUAUCAGUAGCUACUCAAGUUUUAUUGUUAGUAUUGUGGAAUUUUUAAUAAUAGAUUAUUAACAGAGAAAAUGUGUAAAUAUUAGUACUUAAACUAAUUAAAUAAAUAACAUUAACAUAAAUGCCAUUUCCAUCCAGUUGUACUUCUGCAAUGUGACAAACUUCCAGACCAGGAACAUGUAUUAAGUAGACUGACUUUUUUUCAUGUUGACUCAAGUCCGGAGUAUGUUCCAUUUUUUUACUGCCAGUUUUUUGAUACCCCGCGUGCAAUAUACGCGUAUUGUCGCACACAGGAGAAUAUAGUAUGAGGUCUUCAUGGGUCCAAAGAAAUGUACCCGACCUGAAAUGUCUCGAAUCAUACAAGAACGACCCAUGCAAAUCAGACCCAAGUCUGACCCGAUCUAGUGCUGAUUUUUUUUUACCCGAUUGGACCCAAAUGUAAAUGCAAAUGACGUGUGUGCAGUUUGCAGCCCUGCAUGCCCCAGUCAGACAGAAAGAAACCCCAUUGGCCUUGCAACCAAUUUGGCCAGCCGCUCCAUUUAUUUUCAUUUGUUAUCUAACGACGCCACCUAGGUAACUGCUACAAUGUGCAUUCAAAAUUGAUUGACAGGCCUUGUUCAACAAAAAUUAACCUACUGCCAGCCACACGAUGUCGCAAGUGCUCUUGGCAAACAGAAAAGGGGUUGAAAAAUGAGUCAAUACACACACAAGACAGUUCCGGUCUUCUCUGGUCCAUUCGGCAAAAACAUUCAUUUUAAAUUAACCAAUGCCGCCAAUGUUAUACCCGACCCGUGCCCAAGGCACACAUUAACUUUUAGACCCAAACCUGCUCGGACCUCAGGUUUUUCCGAUCUAAGUGGACCCAUGAAGACCUCUAUUAUGUAGCCCAGGAGAUGCAUUGCAUUUUGUCGCAAUGCCCAUGCGUCAAAGUCAAUAAACUAUAAUUUUCAAGUACUUUUGAAAGUUGGCGACUAUACUCUGGGCUUAUCAAUAACUACUUUAGAAAAUUGAAAGUAGACUGUAAAGCUACACUGCAAAAAAUGAAUGUCUUACUUAGUAUUUUUGUCUUGUUUUGUAAUAUAAAUAUCUAAAAAUUCUUAAAUUGAGAUACAUUUACUUGGUAAGCAAGUGACUUGAGAUAUUAAGUCUUGUUUCUUGAAAUAAAUUAUGAGGUUUUCUACUUAAAACAAGUCAAAAUAUCUGCCAGUGCAGUAAGAAAAAUAAACUUACAUUAAGUUUAUUGAAUUAAGUUGAAACCGGAAUUAAGUGUAUUUUUCUUACUUCACUGGCAGAUAUUUUGACUUGUUUGAAGUAAAAAAAACUUUAUUUUCAUCAUGUAUUUCAAGACUUAAUA
Messenger RNA from Paramisgurnus dabryanus, 4441 nucleotides. It is a transcript of the gene sik2a, whose product is annotated as salt-inducible kinase 2a. The record is from RefSeq and is a predicted model, not a curated record. Gene Ontology annotation, molecular function: tau-protein kinase activity; ATP binding. Gene Ontology annotation, cellular component: cytoplasm. NCBI's taxonomy places the organism in Eukaryota, Metazoa, Chordata, Actinopteri, Cypriniformes, Cobitidae. Gene Ontology annotation, biological process: protein phosphorylation; intracellular signal transduction; microtubule cytoskeleton organization.